AUGGCCACGCUGAAAGAGCAACUUGCGACUCUGGUCGAGAAUUACUCGGCUUGUGAUGUAUCAGACGCCUUGGUAAAACUCCAAAACACACCACCAGGAAGCACAGCAAGAGCAGGGUACCUCGCAGACCUAGUCCCAUUCUCCCCAAUAACAGGCCGAAACAACACAACCCCCAAAAUCGCCGCCCCAGCGACAACAUUCAAAUUCAUCCCAAAGAAUUCCACCCCACCAAGUAUAGCAACAGACCAACGCUCAAAACACGGCUUCGAAGCCGGCAAGCACUGGGUUGACCAUGUAGGCGAAUACGCGGCGGCAGACCCAUCAGGCGCCGGGUCCAUUGUCGUUAUUGAACAGCCUGAUGAUCAGUUCUGUGCUGUUACUGGUGGUAUUAUGGCGACGAGGAUGGUUGCUGUUGGGAUUAUGGCGACUGUGGUUGGUGGGAGAGUUAGGGACUUGGGGGAGCUGAGGGAGACUGGACUUCCGAUUUGGGCAAGGGCUACGUCGACUGUUGGGACUAAUGCUGAGGCGAAGGCUGGGGCUCGUGAUGUGCCAGUUUCUAUUGGUGGUGUUACUGUUUCGCCGGGUGAUAUUAUCUUCUGUGAUCCUUUGGAAGGUGUCGUUGCCAUCCCUCGUGAAUUGCUGGGCCAGGUGCUUGAGAUCAUGCCCAAGUUGAUCGCGAUGGAUGACCAGGCUAAGGAAGCUGUUGCCAAGGGUAUGAGUGUUACGGAUGCAUUCAAGAAGUUUCGUUCAGCAUUGUGA
Penicillium antarcticum is the source of this 759-nucleotide messenger RNA. Its product is annotated as RraA family protein. The transcript has 5 exons. NCBI's taxonomy places the organism in Eukaryota, Fungi, Ascomycota, Eurotiomycetes, Eurotiales, Aspergillaceae. The coding region runs from base 1 to 759 and encodes 252 amino acids. The record is from RefSeq and is a predicted model, not a curated record.